Molecule: messenger RNA, 4538 nt
Organism: Struthio camelus australis
Lineage: Eukaryota; Metazoa; Chordata; Aves; Struthioniformes; Struthionidae
Gene: MRPL30
Product: mitochondrial ribosomal protein L30
Biological process (GO): translation
Cellular component (GO): large ribosomal subunit; mitochondrion
Molecular function (GO): structural constituent of ribosome
Source: RefSeq, a predicted model, not a curated record
UUUCCCCUGCUACUUCAACCACCGAAAGAUGCUGAGGAAAAGCGUGGACAGGGUGACUUGCGCAGUAUGGGUUCGUCAUCUCUUUACCAAGUCAAGAAUUCCAGAGUCGGUGUUUCAGCCACGACCUGGAGAUCAUGAAAAGUAUGGAGGUGACCCUGACCAGCCACACAAAAUCCACAUUGUUACUAGGAUAAAAGGCGUACUUGGUCGCCCGUAUUGGGAAAAGAAGAUAAUACGUGAUCUUGGACUAGAUAAAGCACAUCAGCCAAGACUGCACAAAAACAUCCCUUCUGUGAAUUCCAAACUGAAAGUUGUUAAACAUCUGAUCAGAAUACAGCCACUGAAACUGCCUCAUGGGUUGCCAACUGAAGAGGAAAUGUCAGACACCUUUCUCACGAGCAAGGGGGAGCUUGUAAUUAAACGGCGUCUGAAACCUGUGGAACAGAAAGAAAUUAAGGCAUGAGGUGUGCUGGCUGGACUUAUAUUUUGUAAAAUAAAUAAUUUAACUCCUGAAUUAGAACUCCUGAGUUGUGUGUAUGAACACUAAGCUUAAUGCUUAGCCUAACUGCUACAAAUGGCAAAGGUGCCCCUGAUGCUCAAAAGGCCUGUAGAAAAAUUACUUGUAUACAAAUGUAAAAUUUAGGGUUGCUAAUGUUUGCCCAGAAUAUUAAAUGAAUGAUAAACUUUCUUUCCUAGUUAGUGUGUUUCCCAGUUAACAGUAAAGGUUUAAAAAUAAGGUGCAUUAUUUCACAUUUUCUGCCCUAAGAAAGGAUUGAAAAGCCCUCUGUUUACUAAUUCCAAAAUAAUUGACUGGCCGUCCAACUGAUAGGAUCAUUGAUGGAGGCAGUUAUGGAGCCAACAGUCUGUUAUCUGGCCUCCCGUGUAGCCUCAGAGGCUCUAUCUGAACUCUGUUGGGAGCAACAGAAGGAGUGAUUCAAGUCUUUGUAGGUUAUAUAAUUUGUCUUUUGGGGAACGUGUUCUGUUACUGCAUACGUAUUUCUUGAUUCUGAAUGUUUAGCAGCGAUAGCCUAAGAGCCUUAGUCUAUGUGGAAGUUAAUGCUUUUCCUGUGCUCGCACUGUAGACUUCAGAAAUCUGGAGAUGCUGAAGCAUUACCUAUUUGUUGAAGUUAGUAAUUAUGGGCCCUACGCUCAGAGUGCUACCUUUCACUGAAGGAUCUUGAAUUGUACAGUGUGCAGAGAUUUCAAGAAUAUCUCUAUUUACAGUUUAAGGAUUGUGGUCAAAAUCAGAAAGCUGCUGCUAUUAUCAAAUGAUAAAGUAGUUUUCAUUCCAGUGAGUGUAAAGUCGGCAGUUUACCAAACUGUGAGCCUCUCCCACACUGGACAAACUGUAGAGGAGUUAGUCUUAAUGACUGUAUGUUGUGAGAAGAUCAGAGGGAUACAGUGGCUGAAAAUGAAAGUUUAUCCUGUCUGCUUGCUUGCAGGGAAGAGUAAACACCAGUAGGAGUUCACAGGAAUAGAGAUAUCAGUAGAGGGACACAAAUGCUAGAGGUACUCUGUGCAGGAGAAGAGAAAAGAAGGAUAAGCUGCAGUAGUGGUAUUGAAGAGUUUAGUGAGUCCUACAGGCAGGCCAAAGGCAGAUAUGCAAAGUUCAGCUGAAGAAUCUCAAUUUCUCAACAAGCUACAGGCUAUAGUUGGAAGGACACAGAAAAUAUUGACCCCGGCCUAAACGAUAUCGAGUAGCAAGGAAAAAAUAAGGCAGGCAAAUGAAUGUUGCUUUCCACCACUAUCCAGAUAUUUGCAUAGCACGCUGCCGUGCAAAACACUACGAUUCUACAAUCUCUGUUGUGUGGUGUUUACCUUGUUCUCAAUGGAACUUGCGUAGUAAAUCCGGAGGUUCAGCCCUUCUGAAGGAAUUGUGGAGUGCAUCCAAGGUACUGGGCAUGCUUAAAGGAGAUGGCAGAAUUACUAGGACUGAGGAAAUUGGGCAUAUGGGUCUUGUUCCUGAGGGACAGCAAAUGCAACAUUUGUACCAGGAGUGGCUGCCUAGAAUACCAAAGGCAGGAUCUCAGCCUGACCAAGGAGGUUCAGGGUUUGUGUCCCUGUCUCUGCAGCCUGGUGAAUCUCCAACAGAGGGAGCGCUGCCAGUUCUGUCAUACACAGUAGGUGUACAAAUAAGAGAUCUCUUGAUUUGUUACCCACUGUGGAUGCCACGGCCUACUGAAGUACUUCAGUGUGAACUGAAAAGCAUAAUUAGUGAACAGAAAAUUAGGAGGAAAAGCGUAAUUAGUGAACAGAAAAUUAGGAGGAUGCUUGCUUGCUACUAUGCACAAUUCAAAAUGUAUAUGAUAAACUAUCUACUUAGAGCUAAUCAUUGCCUUCUAAGUACAGAGAAUAGAAAAUGCUUUAGAUAGCGUCUGUAUUUCUGGGUAGGAUUUAGCUACAAGAGACAUCUACUACUAUCUUUCACUGGCAAACUGGCAGUUUUCAUAAAAAAGGAAAUUGUAUUUUCUUGAAAUUCUUAAGGUAUUGGUAAGCUUGGGUGUUUUUGAAUUUGUAUGUACUCCUCUGUCAGGACUGUCUUACAGUCAAUCUGUGAUGCAUAUUUUCCAAACCUUCUCUCCAUAAACAUACAUUCAGUAAAGAUUUGCUCUUUGGUCUAAAGCCUGAACAAACUAGAACUUAUACACACGUUAUGUUUCUGCGUAAUUUGAUUAGUGGAGUAUUGUCCUUUGUCCUUCCUGAAGCGCAGAUAAGACAAACUGUCAUUUUGCACAGGGAACAAACAGGAUAACUCAACAUUACAGGAUAAUUCAGGUUGGAAGGCACCUCGUGAGGUCUUUAGUGCAAUCUGCUGCUCAAAGCAGGGCCAGCUCUAAGAUCUGACCAGGUUGCUCAGGGCUUUAUCUAGUCAGGUCUUGAAAACCCCCAAGGACAGAGACUGCUCAGCCUUCUUGGCAGCCUGCUCCACUGCUUGUCUGCUGCAUGGGGAAGAAGUGCUUCCUUGUGUCCAGUCUGAACUUUUCUUGCUUCAACUUAGGCCUGCUAUCUCUCGCCCUCCAGGCAUGACCCACUGUGAGGAACUUGGCUCCAUCUUUGCAAUGACCCCUUGUAGAUGCUGGGGGGCUGUUUGGUACCCCCGAAGCCAUCCUUUCCCUGGGUUGAACAAGUCCAGUCCUCCAGCCUCCCUGCAGGGGGCAAGUGCUCCAGCCCCAACCAUCUCCAUGGCCUUCUAUUGAACACGCUCUAGUUAACUUAUGUAUUUUUUUGUAUUGGGGGGGUGUGUGUAAAACAGGACACAGUGCUAUAGUGUGGUCUAACAAGUGCUGCAUAGAGGGGGUUAAUUCCUUCCCUUGAUGGGGCUGUGCUCCUCUUUGUGCAGCGUGCUCUUGGUAUCUGUGGCCUUUUGCUACCCAGGCACACUGCUGGUUCGUGUGCAGUUUGCUUGUUGCGCAGGAGCCAUUCGCCACGUACGUCUGCCGUAGCACUCAUGGUAUAUUCAAAUAUAGCUUUGGUGCAAUAUCUGGAAGUGAUAGAGAAAUGAACAUAUAUAGAAACACAUUGUUAAAGGAAAAAAAAAUCUCGGGUGCAGAAUAGUAAUAUUAACUAUACAAAAUGCACCAUGUUGCAAAACCAAUGUUCCUUUUCCUAUUUCUCCUUUAGCCCUUACUGAUAGGCUUGGUUUUUUGGCUACUCCAAGCCACCUACUUGUCUUCCUUGUAGCUUGAGAUGGCUGAAUUAACCCAAGGGAUCAGAGGCCAAGUCCCCUCAAAUGCUUUAAAAUAUGAUAUAUUAAAAGAAUGUUUAUUAUGCAUGAACUUGCAUCAGAUUUUAUAAACCACAUGCGAUUUUAAAAACAUGUUGUACUGUAGAUAUUCUUACCCCAAAUUCUGAAUCUACAUGAAUAUAUACCUUCAAUAAAAGUAUUCCUUACAACAGCUUGAGUUUGACAGAUUGUUUGCAACCGUAAGGGCUAAAAUGAAGUAUUUUCUUUUUCUUUUAAGGAUAAUUUAGUAUUUUUCCCUCCUGUCAUAGGAGACAGCUGCUUUAGGCUGUUAGUUAAGAGUGAUUAUUCUAAAAGUAUGUGAUGAUAUAAUAUGAUAUACUCUUUUUUGGUAGAAUAAAGUCAUAGCAUAUUUACUGCAAAUAAUCAGCGACAUUACCAAAAUUGCUCAUGCAGACUUAACAACUGAUUAUGUUAACAAUUUUGUACCACUAGUAAAUUUUGUGCCACUAUUAAACACAUGCAUUUAUAGAUGAAAUAUAAGACAGGUCCUGUCAAGCAAUGUUAUGACUCUUGCAGCAUUAAUCUCCUGCUUGAGAAACUGGAAGCGCAAGUGAUAGCUUUGCUUGAAUUUUCUUACAAAGUGAGAUGAAAAAUAAAUGGCAAAUGAUAAAUUAGAGUCUGGAUUAUUAGCGAUACUGUCUUUUAAAGCGAUUUGUUAGCCUCAGCUGAGAAAAAUCAUUGAAAGCUUGUGCUUGUUUUUGGCUUCAUUCCCUCCCCUAGUCUCAAUGUUUUUGGGGAAGAAUCCGGGUUAUUUUUGAUUGGAAGCAAAGUAUCCAAGCAGUGACUCAAAUCC